Messenger RNA from Hermetia illucens (black soldier fly), 1672 nucleotides. RefSeq lists its product as uncharacterized. The transcript has 4 exons. The coding region runs from base 344 to 1564 and encodes 406 amino acids. NCBI's taxonomy places the organism in Eukaryota, Metazoa, Arthropoda, Insecta, Diptera, Stratiomyidae. The record is from RefSeq and is a predicted model, not a curated record.
ACGCGCGUAUUCGGAGAGCACAGAAACAAUAAUAGUGUUUGCGAUUAAUUUCCAGAUAAAUUUUGAUAUAAAAGCAUUUGAAUUGAAGAGAAAUUUACUUUGUCUUGUUACCUUCUUUUGGCGAUAUUUCUAUCUAUCUAGGCUCGGUGAUAAUUUGCUAACGAAGUGGGAGGAACUUCCGUAAAGCACGAACAGAUGUGAUUUGCCGAAAAUUGCAGAUGAAACUUUGAAACUUGGCAGUUAGAUUUCGUUAGUGUUGCACAUAUUGGAGCCCGCGUUAAAUAUUGUGGAAUUAAGUCAUUUUUGUAGUUUUGUGAUCAAGUGAAAAAUAUAACAUUGGAAGAUGUCGGUUGAUAAAAACAACGUUGAGUUUCCCGAUUACAUGGAUAUUCAGUUUUUCGAAACUGCCAUGAAAAACGGUUUAAACGAUAAAAGUACAAAAGUUGAGAAUGUUAAAUUUACGCAAGGGCAUAAACCAGGCGAAAACUACUGUAGUGUGAUUUAUAGAGCAGACGUAACAUAUUCGACUUCAACUACAGCUUCAACUAAAGUUUCAUUGAUUAUCAAAACACAAGUUCUGGAUGAUGAAUAUAAAACAGCUGACUUUUUUGGAAAGGAAACGGAUAUGUACACUUUAGCUCUGCCACAAAUUGAAUCCAUGCUUGGAAAUAUACAUAUCGCGCCAAAGAUGUACUACUCAGCAAGGACCCCUAAUGAUGUAGUAGUGUUUCAUGAUAUGACUCCGGAAGGAUACUUACUUGCUGAUCGAGUUAAAGGUCUAGAUGAGAAGCAUUGUGCGAUGGUUUUGGAAAAACUAGCGAAACUUCAUGCGGCAUCCAUUGAACUUGCUAGAGCCGAUCCAAAAGUGAAGACAAUAUUUGAAAUCGGAAUGAUAAAUAACGAAUCCCGGAAGUUCGUCGAAACUCUUCUAUUCCACAACAUAUCAGACCUGGAGAAACUAGUGGCAACAUGGCCAGGAUUCGAGUCAAUCGCAGUCAAGCUUCUAUCUAUGCGUAAUAACAUUUUUGAAAUUUUCCUCGAAGCCAAUGAACCGAAAAAAGGGGAAUUAUCAGUUUUAACUCAUAAUGAUCUGUGGACGAAUAAUAUUCUGUUCAAAUACAAUGGAGACGAGCCUGUCGAUGUUUUAUUGAUUGAUUACCAAGCAUCUUUUUACUGCAGUCCUGGUAUUGAUAUUACCCAUUUCCUAUACACAACUCCGUAUUUCCACCUGCUUGAAAACAAACGCGAAUACAUGAUCGAGGAAUACUACUACAAACCUUUCAAGGCGACACUUGAGAAAGUCGGUUACUUACCAAUACCGACACUAGAGGAUAUUUACCAAGAAAUCGAGAAUAGGGAAAUGUCAGGAUUUUUAUGGGCUUGUGCAAAACUCUAUCUAAUUUGUAUGGAUAAGAAAGACUGCGAAGAGAAUAGUAAUAGUAUCGAUGCACUGGGCCAUCCAGAGAUUGGUGGACAGAUCCGAGCAAAGGGAAUGAGUUCAGAACGCUAUCAAGCAACUAUGAAAUAUAUGUUAAAGCGAAUGGAUAAAUUGGGAAAAUUAUAAGAAAUAUUUUGAGUUAAUUUUUUUUCUAUUCGGCUGAAAUUUUAGCCUUAGUGUCACACGUCCCAAAAUCUUCAUUAAAAAAAUUUCAAUACAUAAUUAUAACUGUUA